Striga hermonthica is the source of this 957-nucleotide messenger RNA. The record is from the annotation of a GenBank genome assembly. NCBI's taxonomy places the organism in Eukaryota, Viridiplantae, Streptophyta, Magnoliopsida, Lamiales, Orobanchaceae.
AUGUGGUGUGGGGUGGGUUGUAAUGUGGUGGGUUUGGGCUGGGUUUGGUUCAGGUGGUUCUUGGCCUCCGUCCCGGAGGUGCUGGGACUUCGAUGUGGUUCCUUUCUCCUCUUCUUGGUUUCUGGCGUUGGAUCAGGGAGGCCAUCGCUGCAUCUUCUGGCCGGUGGUGUUGGACGGAAUGGGUGGUGGUGGGCGAGGGACUGCUGCGGUCCAAUCGGUUUGGGGGUCGAGGCUGCGGCCCUGAUGUCUGUCUGCUUUCCUCUUUGCCCAGGCUCUGAGAGUGGGGGGUUAACCGGGUGCUGUCAGGGCUCUCUAGUGGUGUUAAGGGUUCGGUCCAGUGACAGUUCUUUGGCAGUUCGGAUAUUGUGGUUGCGGUAUGAGCUUGGAAGACAACCAGCAAACACAAAGUUGUCAAGCAACAAGACUGUUCGCAGGGUGAGGGUCCGUGGAGGCAACGUGAAGUGGCGCGCAUUGAGAUUGGACACCGGAAACUUCUCGUGGGGUAGUGAGGCCGUGACCCGAAAGACGCGUAUUCUGGAUGUCGUUUAUAAUGCAUCCAACAAUGAACUGGUUAGGACCCAGACUUUGGUGAAGGGUGCAAUUAUUCAAGUUGAUGCUGCGCCUUUCAAGCAGUGGUAUCUUCAGCACUAUGGGGUGGACAUUGGUCGCAAGAAGAAGGCAGCUGUAAAGAAAGAUGGGGAGGAUAAUGAGGCUACUGCUGCGGAAGAGGUAAAGAAGAGCAACAGUGUUCAGAGAAAACUUGAAAAGAGGCAACAGGAGCGUAAAAUCGAUACUCAUAUCGAAGAGCAAUUUGGUGGUGGCCGUUUGUUGGCGGCAAUCUCUUCCCGCCCCGGCCAGUGUGGACGUGCUGAUGGUUAUAUUCUUGAGGGGAAGGAAUUGGAGUUUUACAUGAAGAAACUCCAGAGGAAGAAAGGAAAGAGCGCCGGGGGUGCUUAA